CGUACCGAAAGCGCAGAGGGAAGGAGCGAAACGCACACCAAAGUAAAAGGGAGCAGCGGCAGACGGUAGAGCGUACGUGCGGAUGCGUGCCAAAGUGGGCCAGCCAGUAUCUUCAGCAAAGGGAACUGUCAAGAUGGCCGUCGCCAGUUAGUGCUGCCCGUGUUGCUGUGUGGUAUUGUGUCAAAUGCAACACACCGCCCGAACCAGUGCGGACCGCUCGAAGUGAUCAGAAGGGAAAAGCGUUCCUCCCCGUCCCCUUCCGACCCAGUCCCCGCGUGCGCGCGCGCGCGCGCCCUGUGUGCAAGAAAACGGCUACCGAAGCGACCAGCAGCAGCCCCCUAGUCUAGUGUGUGUCUGCGUGUGUAUUUGUGUGUAUUUAUUGUGGUACCCUGCUCCCUGAUCAAUCCCCCAGCCAUACGGGGUGAAAAGAAGAAGAAGAAGAAGAAGAAGAAGAAGAAGAAGAAGCAGUAGUGCAGCGCGCUACAAGUCGCUACAGUGUUGUAUUUUAUGUGUUUUUGUUGUUGUUAGUGUACUUGUGUGUGUGUGUGUGCGUGAUGUGUUGUGCGUGUGCCGUAGCUGCUGCUGCGGCCGCUACGAAUCCUGCCGGGGGAAGCGCAAGGCGGGAAGCAGGGCGGCAGACGAACGUUUGUCAAAGACGCUCCAUCCUCAGCGAGUAAACGACUCCUCCGCGAUCAACAACAAUAACAACAACAACAGCAACAUAAAAACGCCAAACCAAAGUCGCCGUUUUGUCCACAUUCAACCGCAUCGAACGAACCGGCUCCAAAAACCUGCCAACCUCCUCCCCCCAGCCACAACUGUCCCCAGAGCCUGUCCCCUGUCCCGCAAAAGCAAAAGGGACACCGAGGGCGGCACCGGCAGUCAGCACCGCAUGCACGGGGAAGUUUGUUAAAACAGCCAAAAAAAAAAAACGGAAACGAGCGACUAGAGACAACUGAAAAAAGACUCACACGCGGCCGAGAUCCCUCCCCCCGGGCACUUAUAGAACGAGAAAAAGAGAGAGAGAGCGCAAGCUUGUACGCGUGACUGUGUUUUAGGUGUGUGGCGUAGACGGGGCGACACGGGGAGAGGCGCGCAUGGUGGGGCUGAUGGCAUUGGUCACAAGCCCGAUCAGCAGCAGCGGCAGCAGCCCCAUCAACAACAGCAGCAACCAAGACGGCACCAAUAAUACGGACAAGAAAUCAGCGCGCGAUGAAGAGACACAAUCGAAAGUAAUCCGAGGCCGCAGCGGAUGCCCGAAGUUCAGCACCAGCCAAGGGACCAUCGCCUUGAUGCUUGGGUCAGGCGAGCAUCUUCGUGCCUCGUGCGAGGAUCAACUCACGGCUACCAGCAUCACCGCCGCUGCUGUCGAUCCGGCCGCCGACAACGCCGGCAGCGGCGGCAGCAGCAGCAGAAGCAGCAGCGCCGCGAAUGACGAUGCGCCGGCAGCCAGCAAUGGGGCCGACGGUGGCGGCAUCGGCAUGGCGGACACCGGCGAGGGCAAGGUGGAAGGCAGAGCGCCCAGCCGACCGGCGUCCUCGUGCAGCAGCGGCAGCAGCUCGUCCUCCUCCGACAUUCAGCAGCACCUGCAGUCCAUGACCUGCCUGCUCCGGCCGGAAGAAACGCUCAAGAUGGCGGUGAAGCUGGAAUCGUUGCGGACGGGUCGCACCCGAUACUUGGUGGUGGUGUCGCGCACCGUCACCAGCAAGCGCCAUAGCACCGCCGGCACCACGCCGUACCAUGGGGCGAGCGGUGGCACCAGUUCCUCGAUCGGUAGCAACGCCGCCUCCUCCUCCACCUUGCAAAUGGUCGCGGCGGCGGCGGCGGCCUCGGCGGCACCACCCGCCACGUACGCCACAGUUGCGUCCCAGCAGUUCGGUCGCGUCAGCUCGACUGUGCCGUCUGGGCAACAGCAACAACACUUGCGCCACAGCGGUAGCGGUAGCAGCAGCAGCGAAACGUUUAACGGCAGCGACACGUACGUGUCCAGCCUAGACAACUGCGUCCUGAGCGUUGGCUGCUCUGCCGGUGGCGGUCGGCUACCGCCCACCGGUGGCAACGCAGCGCCGACGUGCAGAAGCGAUCAAUGUGAUAGUAAAGCUAAUAGUAGGUUAAUCAGUAGCACGGUAAGCGUGGACGCGGUAACGUCGCCAGACUACGUCGGUGUGCCGUUCGCUUCCCCGAGCGGUGGUGUGGACGAUGCGACGACGCUCGGCGGCGAUAGACGAAGCUGCGCGAUCGAUUCGACGUGCUUGUACGAGCCCGGUGAGCAGCAGCUGCAUCCUGCCAGCAGCAGCACCAGUGCCAUCCCCGUGGAAGGAGGGAAAAAGCUCGAAGAGUCCUGCCUGCUCGGCAUCGACUGCAACGAGCGGACGACGGUUGGCUUGGUGCUGAAGGUGCUCGCCGACACCUCCAUACGGUUAGACGGUGACGGUGGCUUUAGCGUUAGCUCCUGUGGCAAGCAGCACAUCUUUAAGCCGGUGUCGGUACAGGCGAUGUGGUCGGCGCUGCAAACCCUGCACAAGGCCUCGUUUAAGGCGCGCGAGCACAACUUCUUUGCCGGCGGCCCGUCCCACGACUGGGUGGCGUACUACGAGGCGCACAUCGACUCGGACCGCUCCUGUCUGAACGAGUGGAACGCGAUGGAUUCGCUCGAAAGCCGCCGCCCGCCGUCGCCGGGCUCGAUACGCAACAAACCGACCGAACGAGAGGAAACGGAAAGUGUGAUACGCUCCAAGCUGAAGGAGGUGAUGAUGUCGGUCGAUCUGGACGACGUGACGUCCAAGUUCAUCCGCGGCCGGCUCGAGGAGCUGCUCGAUAUGGAUCUGGGCGAGUACAAACCGUUCAUCGACGCGGAGAUGCUCGUUAUCCUGGGCCAGAUGGACGCACCGACCGAGAUCUUCGACCACGUCUAUCUCGGCUCGGAGUGGAACGCCAGCAAUCUGGAGGAGCUGCAGCGUAACGGCGUCCAUCACAUACUGAACGUGACGCGCGAGAUCGACAACUUCUUCCCCGGGCUGUUCCACUACUGCAACGUGCGCGUGUACGACGACGAGAAGACGGACCUGCUGCGGCACUGGGACAACACGUUCAAGUUCAUCUCGCGCGCCAAGAUGGAGGGCUCGAAGGUGCUGGUGCACUGCAAGAUGGGCAUCAGUCGGUCCGCGUCGGUCGUCAUUGCGUACGCGAUGAAGGCGAACGGGUGGGACUUUGGGCAGGCGCUGCAGCACGUGAAGGAGAAGCGGAGCUGCAUUAAGCCGAACAAGAACUUUCUGAUGCAGCUGGAAACGUACCAGGGCAUGCUGGAUGCGAUGAAGAACAAGGAGAAGCUGCAGCGCAGCAAGAGCGAAACCAACCUGAAGCUGACCGGCGCGAAGGAGGGCCGCUCGCUGCCCGGCAGCGAACCGACGCCCCUGAUACAGGCGCUCAACGGGGCGAGCGGUGGUGGUAGUGGUGGAGGUAAAAAGCACACCUCCUUCCCGAUCGUGCACGCGCUGGGCAAAGAGGCAGUCGCUGUGGCGGAGAAGGCAGCACCUGCGCCAGAGGAGGACCCGAGCGCCGACGGCGUGGAUGAAGGUGAUGCCGGCCCGUGCCGGGGUCGAACGCGCACACGACAGCUGAAGGUGGGAGCAUCCGGGCAGCAGCCAGACCAUCGGCAGGGCGAGCCGACGUCCCAUCCCGUGCCCUUGGGAGCGGCAGCGCCCGCCAGCAGCAGCAGCCCGCCCGGCCCGGCCUCGACAGCGAAGGCGGCGGCGGCGAAAUGUUUGGCCAACCUAUACCUCCCGCAGGGCCCGUACAAACCGUGGAGCGCCUGCGACGGGCGGAUCUGUACACGGGCGGCGGGUGCGCUGAAGCGCCACAAGAGCCUGUCGCCCGAAUCGCUCAAUCCUCGCUGGCCGGACGGUGCGGAGUUUGUCGGCUCGUCGCUAGCGUACGCGGAGCAGCCGUUUGCGGACGCGAGCAAAGCGUCGCGCACCCGCACCAUGCUCGAGCUGGACAGUGCGGGCGACGCGGGCGGACCGGCGUCGGCGUCUGGGCGGCGCAAGCAGCAGAGCUACUCGCUCGAGCACCUGCACGGCGGGGCGCUCGAGAUGCGGUCGCCGUGCACGCACGAGACGAAGACGAUAAGGAUGCCGUGCGGCAACGGGCAGAACUACAGCGUGUCGCCGAACCAGAUAGUGCACUUGCAGGACAAGAUGCCGUCGCGGUCGGUGCGCCAGCCCGGUGCCUCCGUGAAGCCUGCCCUCGCCGGCAGCACCACCACGCCGAAUCGAACGGACAGCUUGCUGUGGAAACUGUUCCCCACCAGCAGCAGCAGCAGCCACGUGGGAGCCGGCCAGGAAGCUGCCGCCGGAUCCUCGCCAGUGCAGUCACUUACUACAACAGUGCCAUCCAACAACACCACCACUAGCAGCAGCAGCAGCAGCAGCAGUAGCGUCAUCCCUUUGUCGUCGUCUGCGUCUACUGCCUCGUUGCCGGUGUCCACGGUCAAAACAAUCGUCAGCGAGCUGGAGUGUAACAGCGGUAGCGCCAACAUACCGAUCGCGCCGCCACCGCUGCUGACGGACCCGGGCGCCGCACUGGCGGUCAGCGUCCCGAUACCGAUCGCUUCCGUGGCGGCGGAGGCUGCUGCCGUCGCCGUUGCCUCGGCAAUACGCGAAGCGUCACGCAAGAACGUCGUGCUGGACGGUGGUGCGGAUACGCCGCUCACAGCUGCAGCGGACGCGAACAGUUCCGCCCAGUGGGAUCCGGGAGAAGCGAUCGCGCCGUCGGCCGGUGAGAUUAAGACCGCCGAACCACCUCCGAUCUGUUGGACGUCGUCCGCGCAAAUCAUACAGCAGUGCAGUGGGGCGGCAGCGUUCGUGGAGCCGGUCGAGCCGGCAAGCAGCAGCAGUGUGGAGGUCUGCGGGCGGAUGGUCGAAUCGGAGCCCGUGGCGGAGCAGCAGGGCGUUACGCGCCAAUGCUCCUGGAGCAGCUGCGACUCGAGCUGUGCCGGCAUCGUGGACGGUCCCUUCGUCGCCUGCUUUGGCCAGCGGUGCGUACCCGCCGGCGGUGGGGCUGCUCGAAGCGGCAGUGCGCCGCCCCCAAUCGAGGAGAAGGAAGAUAUCCCCUGGCACCCGGGCACGGUGAAGCGCACGAAGAAACGCAUCGAAGAGCGUGGCUCGAACGCGGCAGCAGCGACUAGCAGCAGCAGCACGUUGAAAUGGACCUGCCCGGCCUCGGAAAAGGUUCCAGCCCUGGUCGGGCACGAACCGGCGCACAAUCUCCCAUCGGCCGAUCCCCUUCACCUGCCAGCGAACCGUGCCCGCCAGGGCAUGGUGUCAUCGAGCUACGCUCGCCUUUCCGCCUCGGCGCCCGACUCCUACAACAUGUACGCCGGGAGCCGAGCGGGUUCAACCAGCGGGCCGGCCCUGGACCCAGCGCCGGCCGCCAAACGUCAAACCAAGCUGAACCAGCAGCAUUCGUUCGCGGCUGCGGUGAACCUGCUGGCGCGGACGGGCGAACCUGGCGCUGCCGCGCCGUACUGCUUGCGGGUGAACGUGCGCGGCAGCACGGCCAACCGGCAGCCGCAGAAGCCGGAGGAGGCGGCGGACGAGGAGGAUGCGUUCAGUGCGGGCAAGGUGCGCAAUCUGAAGAUGAACUUCGAGGCGAAAUCGAACGAUCGGCGCACGGGCCAGAAGAAGGUACGGUCGCUGCCGUCCUCGCCGGUCGCCGUGCACGUGUCGAUGGGCGGCCAGGCGAAGCAGCAGCAGCACCAACCCAUCGCCACCACGGCCACGCCGCCCAGCACGGUGGCCGCGUCCAGCCCAGCCAAACCGCUGCCCGAAGACGUGACGGUGCGCGACCUGGUCGAUCGGUACGAGGUGCACGGGCCGCGCAUGCGCCCCACCGGCAGCAACUCGCUGUCCCGCACCCAGCGGCCCCGGUCCGUGUUCGAGCCGCUCAAGCAGGGCGGCAAAGCGUGCGUGCAGGCGCCGGGCCCGCUGACACACUCCACGUCACAGCUGCGGCUCGACGAAACGAUGCGCCCGCCGGUGCCGCCGAUCGUGCGCGGCUUGGUCAUACCGGCGCACGGUGCGGGUGGCGCCAGUACGGCCCACUGCAGCAACAACAACAGCAGCAGCAGCACCACCACCACCGGCAACAGUCACACGUACAUCGGCGCCGGACCCAGUAUUAGUGCCACCAGUAACGCCCGGAACAACAACAACAACAACAACAACAACGCACGCUCGGCUGCGUCGCAGCAGGGUGCGGGCGGCAGUGCAGCCGAAGGAAGAGGAGUGGCGCUCAGUACGGUAGGGGGCGGCAAGCGCAUGCAGCAGCAUGGCCGGACGCACCCGCUCGCCAAGAUCAGUCCGGGCGCGCGGCAUCACCACCAUCAUCACAUCGUGCAUCACCACUACACGGUCGGGCCGCUGCAGCAGCAUCGGCACAUGGGUGCGGCCCCGGGACCGCCCGUGUCCGGCACGACGGGACCGGCCGCGACAACGGUCACCGCCAACGCGUACAACACGAUGUGAGCACAAGACCAGGGGGAGAGAGAGAGAGGAUAGCGAUAAUUUCUUUCUUUCUUUUUUUUAAUACGCCGCGCAACUCCCAAAACCACACGGAGCUUGGUAGUGAUAGUGAACGAUGCGCCCGUUGCGUUGUAUAUCUUGUUUUUUUUUUUUAAUUACUUUUUGAACGAUUUUUGUCAUGUUCAUCGAUUUCCUGUCUGUUUAGUGAGACGAGGGCCACGAUAGGAGAGGAGACGGUCACAAUUAGGUAGCGUGAGCGAUAUCGUGCGAAAGAGUUGGGGAGCCUGAGGGAGUGUAGAGCAAGAGCCGGCAGAGUGCCCAAGAGCCACAUAUUUAUUUUAUAACGCUUUAUGCAUCGUGAGUCCAAUUUGUUUCGUAUAUAUAUAUUUUUUUGGUUUUGCUCCAUAUUCUAGAAUGUUGAGCCUUCAUCAUGCUGCGCGUGAGUGUGCGUGUGUGUGUGUGUGUGUUAGUAUGUUUGAUGCUGUAAUUAUGAUUAAUGUGGCUCGAUUUACCCCGCUGUAUACUCGAUGCCUAUCUCUCUCUCUCUUUCUUUCUCUCUCUCUCUUUCACACACACAAACAUUGUGUUAUAUUUUUAUUGUGUCUUUCUUUUUUCUCAAACAAAAUUGUGUCUAUUUUAGUAGUACGCCCCCUUUCCCAGUAAGGAUAACAGAUGCGUUUACGUAACCGGUGCAAUAGUUGCAGAAGUUAAUUUAAAGACAGAAUCAAGCCAAACACUGUCACAGGUCACUCGAAAACAAUGGCGUGGCAAUGGUAACACUCCCGACACAAUAGAUAGGGUUCCGCGCGCGUCAUCGUUGUUAUGCGUUUAGUGAUGCAUGGUUGCAUUUAUGUAAUUUUUUGUUUAUUUUUUUUUAAAUUAUAUUUCUUAUUUUUCACAUACACAUACACUGUAAAGCUCUCCUUCGCCGUUCUUCUGUGUCAGUCAGUUAGCAUUGCCUCCAUCCUCUGUGUUUUUUUUUUUUCUUUCAUCCCGGUUCUCUACUCUGUUCGCACACUGGGGGGUUUUCUCUGUUCGUUCUUGGUUUAACUAUUGUACCGAUACGCUAAUGCUGUGCUAGUAAUGAUGAUUGUCGAAUUUACACACACACACACACACGCCUGCACACAUCGUGGUGAUCUUGCGCUGGGUCUCCGACCUCCCGACACCAGCAUGAAAGGGACGUCCAAUUUAUAAUUAACUGAUGCUGAUUUAAUAUUAAAAACCGACUGCAAUCGCUUUGCUUCCGUCAGGUCAUAAUUCUGAGUCUGAUUUUGGGCCGCGAGCCGCGCAAAUGCAAACAGCCUAGACAAUAUACGCAAUGCUUGAAUAGUGUGCGCACCGCUAGAAGAUACAUAAACGUUACGUAUUUUUAUUUUAGUUGGUUUGUUUUUUUUUGUUCAUUAAAUUGAAUUAUAUCUUUCAUAGCACACGCCUUUCUGCCUCUCUAAAAGUCUUGAAACGUCCUAGUCAAACGAAAAACAAACAAACAAAGAAUGCUAACACACACACACACACACACACACAUAAAAAAACCGAACCAAAAACUUUGCCUUUGUUUGGCGUACAUACAUUUAAUUUCGCAAUCCGUUAAAAUCAUUCCAGUCAAUCUAUUGCAAAACAUUUGUUUUACCUUAAUUCCUUCCCACUGCUUUGUGUCUAGCCCAGUAGUAACCGGUACUGCACUUUCUUUGUCCGGGUUUUGGUUGUUGUUUUUUUUUUGGGUUUGUGUGUCUGGUGAUCUACUUUGUUCUGUCGCGUGUGUUUCCUCCUUUACCCGCUUUCUUUCGCACAAAAAGCAGCAACGCGCAUCGCAAGAUCGGGGAGAAGAAAACAGCGCAUUCAUUUAGGUUUGCGCAGUUCAUUUGGUAGCCUUUUUAAAAGAAAAAAAAAAAAACGUCGGAACUCACGCUGAGUGCUGCCCCUUCAGGCUAGGUUAGUAAAUACGUUAGUUAUACGGUUUUUUUUUUGUUUGUUCUAGCUUAAUCAGCAGUGGAAGAAAACAAACACUACAAUACGCUCUAUACUGCAUUUUCCAAUCACACUGCAAGUUUGCUUGUUGCCUUUAGUGAUAGUGAUUUAGGGAUUUUUUUUUAAUAUUUUUAUACCAGUAUAUGUCAAACUAUUGUUCGUGUGUGUGUGUGUGUGUGUGUUUGUGUGCGUAUUUGUGUGCAUAUACUCAUCCCUUGUACAUAUGCUAGGCUAGAGUUGGAAGGGGAGCGUGAAUCGAAAUCGAAAUAACGAUAAGGCUACACAACCUUUCACCUUGUAAGAAUUAAUGGAAGGAAGACAACAAACAAACAAACAAAAAACACACUUAAGAACUCGAUUGACACAAAAACCCAUCCGCGCUGUGUACAGUUAGUUGCUCAUUUUUAUCCCAUUCUUGUCGAAAACAGGGAUACCGGCUAAACGUUGAAUCAAUAAAUACUGAAAAACAAAA
Molecule: messenger RNA, 8964 nt
Organism: Anopheles arabiensis
Lineage: Eukaryota; Metazoa; Arthropoda; Insecta; Diptera; Culicidae
Gene: ssh
Product: mucin-19
Exons: 8
Coding region: 1098-6524 (1808 amino acids)
Biological process (GO): actin cytoskeleton organization; negative regulation of actin filament polymerization; protein dephosphorylation
Cellular component (GO): cytoplasm
Molecular function (GO): actin binding; protein tyrosine/serine/threonine phosphatase activity
Source: RefSeq, a predicted model, not a curated record